AUGCGCUGCACGACAUUCUCUGCAACGCUCCUUCUCCUGCUGACCUCCCUUCCAGUCACCCUUGUCACCAAGUUCGAGACAAUGUCCGUGCUGUCAGGAGCUCGAGCGGAUGGUGCAAGGGCUCAGUCUGGUGGGAGGAGGGAUUGGUGCACAGUCUGCGCGAUGAGAAGACAGGAACAAGGAGGAGAGCUAGGAGAAGGCGGGGGGGAGGGAGGAGAGGAGGAGGAGGAGGAGGAGGAUAUGCCAAUGAUGAAUAUGCUGGAUGAGAUGGAGAAGCAGGCGCGGCAUCAUCGCAAGAAGGAGGAGCAGGAGGAGAUUCCGGAAACGAUGGAUGAGAUGGGUCUGGAGGACAUCUCUAUCUCCGAGGAGAACCCUGAGUUCAGAAGAUUGACGGACAUCAUGGACUUUGGUUCGAGGUAUCAAAACCUCAAGACUAAGGGCUGGACGGUGCUGGAGAGCAACCGGCUGUACUGGGGGCUCCGGAGCUUCGGUUCUGACUUUCAGUUCCUGCAGCGGAACCUGUUUCCCAACAGGACGGUGCAGGAGCUGAAAAGGAAGUACCACAGUGAUGCCAGGAGGCGGCCAUGGCUGAUCGACCACGCCAUGGAGAACAGGGUCGACUUCACCCCGCAGGACUUCGCUCGUUUCCCAGACCAGCCCAACAUGGAGGAGGGAGAGGAGGGGCAGGGAGCAAGGCAGGAGUUGGCGGGUUGGGAGAGGAUGGGGCAGCUACUGGGGUUUAACGUGGAGGAUGGUAUGCUGACGCUAACGGGGGACUUGAACGAUCCGAACCAUCCUCUCAACGCUGCUCCUCCUAUCCCCUGGGAUUACGCGAAGGAGAAGAUGAUAGGGGAGAAGCACCGGAUCUUGGCGGGUUAUGGGAAAGAAAAGCUGGAGAGUCGAAACUACUGGAAGAAUCUCUCGAGCAGUCAAGCACAGGGGGAAGUGCAGCACCCUCGCGGAAUGGCGCUUGUCACUUCACUUCCCCCAGGCUUCAGUGGGUCUUGA
This is a messenger RNA of Guillardia theta CCMP2712, 1008 nucleotides long. RefSeq lists its product as hypothetical. The transcript has 5 exons. NCBI's taxonomy places the organism in Eukaryota, Cryptophyceae, Pyrenomonadales, Geminigeraceae. Bases 1 to 1008 code for a protein of 335 amino acids. The record is from RefSeq and is a predicted model, not a curated record.